Microdochium trichocladiopsis is the source of this 813-nucleotide messenger RNA. Its product is annotated as GRIM-19. NCBI's taxonomy places the organism in Eukaryota, Fungi, Ascomycota, Sordariomycetes, Xylariales, Microdochiaceae. The transcript is spliced from 5 exons. Bases 245 to 604 code for a protein of 119 amino acids. The record is from RefSeq and is a predicted model, not a curated record.
CUCCAGUGCAGUCGGGUCCUCCAAUUGAACGUCCAAUCGCGGCGACGUCAAUUGAAAGCGCAACUCGACGGAGCAUCAACGACGACAACAACAACGACAACCGAGUUACCCCCCGUGUGACCGGACGAGACAAGAAGUCGGGUCAAAUAGUCCUGACGACAAGCCGAGCGGCCGGACUCCCCCCGCGGCGAUUCGAUAGCACGAGUAGUCCCGCCCAAAGAGACGAGGAAGAAAAAUCGACAAGAUGCCUCAGGAUAUGCCCCCCAUCGGGGGCUACGGCCCCGUGCAGUACAAGCGCAACCUGCCCGCCCCCGGACUGCGGCCCGGCACCUGGCUUCUCGGCAUGGGCGCGGUGUGCAUCUACGGAUUCUACAAGCUCGGCCAGGGCAUCAGCGAGCAGAAUGAGCUCGCCCGCGAGAAGAUGUGGUCCCGCAUCCACUUGAUCCCCAUGCUGCAGGCCGAGGAGGACCGCGACCUCGUGCGGAAACACUUGGCCGACCAGGCCCGCGAGAAGGAACUGCUCGGCGAGAACAUGCGCGUGUACAACUCUGACAGAUACGUGCGGCCAACAUAUGCCGUCACGCCCGCUAACCAGACCAAGUAAAAUGGCCAAGAGCGUCAGAGGGUUUCCUUGUGUGGCAGGCUGGGAUUCCUCAUUUUCCUUCUUGUCCCUGGGGCAGCGAGAGAGUACGCAAGCUCUGGGUUGUAGCUAGGACAGAACACCGAGAACGGGGAUUGAAUGUCAAUGUACAUAUGUUCCGCACUGGUUACCUGGUCGUGUCGUGUGUGUGUGUGUGUGUGUGUGUGUGUGUG